Owenia fusiformis is the source of this 1996-nucleotide messenger RNA. The record is from the annotation of a GenBank genome assembly. Lineage: Eukaryota; Metazoa; Annelida; Polychaeta; Sabellida; Oweniidae.
AAAAACACAUGAUUUCCAUAAGCAAUUUGGAUACAUGAAAAAUAUGUAUAACAGAUGAUAAAUGAUGGCUAUCACAAUAUCCGACUCUAAGCUUUAAUCAAGCAAACUAAGGAUUGAAUUUAAAUUAGUAAACGAGGCCCAUUUUAACUGCAUAAAUUAUUUUUGCUUGAGGCGGGUAACAGUACAGUGGAAUUACAUUUGCAAUCGUUAAAUUGUUUACUAUGUCAGUAUGUUAAAUAUAAAUUAAUUUUGGAACUAAUAGAUGUACAACUGCAUUGUUAAAACCCUAAAGGAGAUAUGAACAUGUUUAGAAAACUUAGAUGUUGGACUGUAGGUUUUGUAUUCUUCAUGUUUGCCAUAUUAUUGUUACAACAUAUUUUCAAUGACAAUGAAAAGACAUUAAAAAAACAUUCAAAAGAUCUGACAAGAUUGACAAAAAUAAGCUACAAAUGGAACGACACUGAAUGGAAAAUUUGGAACAAACAUUUAAACAUUGAAUUGGAUGAAAAAAUCUUGCAGGAUAAAAUUGAAUAUUGUAGGCUUUUCCCUUGCAAAAAUAAAACAUCUGCAUCAAAAACAACAAAUAAACCUCUGAAAAGAGAGAAAACUAUUUUACUGUACAACUCAUUUUGGGGUUUAAAAGGAUGGGAAUUUGGUGUGGGCUCUGAACCCUUCAAGGAGAAAAAAUGUCCAUAUAAUCAAUGUAGGAUAACACAUGAUCGGAGUCUUCUAGAAUCUAGUGACGCUGUUCUAUUUCACAUUACACAGUUAGGGCAGGACAAACCAAAAAUUAGAUUCCCACACCAACGUUGGGUGUUUUUCCAAAUGGAAAGUGCAGGCUUCCAGUACUAUCCUAUAGUAGAAUACAAAAACUGGAAUGGACUGUUUAACUGGACAAUGACAUACAGGAGAGACUCUGAUAUUCACAUCAGAUAUGGUGCAGUCUUGCCAACAUCUGAGACGAAGGACAUGUAUUUCUAUCACAGCUCAAAUGCAAUAAAACUGAAUGCUACCAAGAAGACCAAACCACUUGCAUGGAUGGCUAGCAACUGUAACAGCCCAGGUAAAAGAGAGCAGUUGAUGAAGCAGUUGGAGAAAUACAUGCCAGUUGACAUCUAUGGUAGAUGUACCAACAAGAAGUUAACAUGUGCAAAAAACACUAGUGCACAUGAUAGACAGCAUGACUGCUUCACAAUGCUAGAACAGAAAUAUAAGUUUUACUUUGCAGCUGAGAGCUCCAUGUGUAAGGGCUAUGUUACUGAGAAACUGUUCAACACAUUGGCAUAUGGUAUGGUUCCUCUUGUCUAUGGCCUAGAAGACUAUUCCAAAAUUCUCCCGCCACACUCCUAUAUUGACAUUACCAAGUUUGGAAAUGCGGAAUCUCUAGCCAAAUUCCUAAUAGAUUUACAUAAUGAUGAUCAACGUUAUGAGGAGUAUUUUGCUUGGAAGAAGAAUUAUACUGCGUUCAGCUACAGUGACAGUUAUCACCUCUCAUGGUGUGAUCUGUGCAAGAAACUACAUACAGAUACAACACCCAAAGUGUACCAACACAUAGACAAAUGGUGGAAUAAAGACUCUGAUUGUGUAGAUCCAAGACAUUUGAUGAAAUCAUGGAACAUUCAAUAAUGGCCCAAGCAAUAGUAUUACACUUUGCCAUGUAAAAUUCUCUCUGAUUUUUAGAUCAGUAAUUGAGUUUAUAGCUUUAUUUGCUGACUUAAAGGAAAGGCCUAAACUCGACAUAUUCAGAUUCAGUCAAUUUAAAAGAUAUUUUAGAGCCUGAGUUUUAUUUAUUGUGUACAUGAAUUAACAAUGCUCUUGCAAAGUAUAGAGUUUCAAACCAUUGUUUUGAGAUUGAAAUAGGAACACACUGUAACAUAGGAAAAAUACAAUAGAAUACAUGUGUAGAUAUUGUACCAUACUAAUCGGGGAUGAGUACAUGUAAUUUGUAAUUAGAUUAAAUCUUGACAAUACCUUUUUAGAAAAUUAUAACACAGAC